Messenger RNA from Hypoxylon trugodes, 843 nucleotides. RefSeq lists its product as uncharacterized. The transcript has 5 exons. The coding region runs from base 1 to 789 and encodes 262 amino acids. The record is from RefSeq and is a predicted model, not a curated record. Lineage: Eukaryota; Fungi; Ascomycota; Sordariomycetes; Xylariales; Hypoxylaceae.
AUGGCCCUGGUAUCCACAGUACAACAGAUCGAGCACGCAGCUCACCCUGAACAUACGCAAAUUCACUCUUGGUACUUGCCCAGGCCCCUUAAUAAGUACGAUGCCGCGUGGGAGAUGUUCCAGACACGUCCAGAGCUCUGGUUUACCGACGACUGUUUCGUCCAUAUCCGAGAUAUCAAUCUUGCUCAAUGCGGCACACUCGACUUUGUCGACUAUGGUAAUAAAAGUUAUCUAGGAAGGCUUUGCUAUUCCUCUAUUACCACUAACGGCGAGAUAUACAAAGUCACAUGGGACGUUAGAGGAGAAGACAUAUGCAAAGAGUUGGUUAACGAUGCCGGUGGAUCGGUCGUGGGGCUCAAAAUGGCACCCUCUGCGAAUAUCCAUAACUAUGGACACUUCCAGAUGGAUGUGAAAUUCGAUGUCCCUAGGUCCGCCGUUCGUUAUUACGGUGCCUAUUAUGGAGUAUUUUCGGGCGUACCUACGAGAACGCGGAUUCUCAAGGGACCCAAGCUCUUCUGCCACGAUCAUUCGGUAGACAUCAUGAUUAUGUACGAAUGUACUCUCAGCGCGGAAGGCGGCCUUUUGGACACCAAUAUUGCCGAUUACAAGUGGGAUCUUAUGCUCAUGAGGUUCUGUGAUAACCAUGAUCACCCGUGGCAUAUUAUGUCCGUUGCAGAAGCGGGCCGUAUCGACGAAGGCGAAAUUACUGAAGAACGCCAUUCGUGUUACCACGGUUACCCAGAUCCAAACUUCUACGAAUCUGCUGACCCACAGGAUGCCAACUACUGAGUGUCUUCCUCGUUGGCCCGUCUAGGAAAGUUGUUUGCCUCUGAUGGUCUUAGC